Messenger RNA from Sphaeramia orbicularis (orbiculate cardinalfish), 5473 nucleotides. It is a transcript of the gene kcnt1b, whose product is annotated as potassium sodium-activated channel subfamily T member 1b. The record is from RefSeq and is a predicted model, not a curated record. Gene Ontology annotation, molecular function: intracellular sodium-activated potassium channel activity; outward rectifier potassium channel activity. Gene Ontology annotation, biological process: potassium ion transmembrane transport. Bases 261 to 4148 code for a protein of 1295 amino acids. NCBI's taxonomy places the organism in Eukaryota, Metazoa, Chordata, Actinopteri, Kurtiformes, Apogonidae. Gene Ontology annotation, cellular component: plasma membrane. The transcript has 37 exons.
AAAAAAAAAAUCUGUGGGAAUCAAGAUUCCAGCGUGAGAUAAACGUUUGGGUGUCUGGCAUGGGAAAAGUAGAAGUGGUGUGUGUGGGCUUUAAAAUGAUGACGCUCACAGCUCGUCCCCCCCUGAGGAGUAAUGGGCUGUAACGUGGAGAGGCUGAGGCACAAGGAAGAGCACACAGCGCAACACGGCUUUAUCUGGAGACGUACACGAGCCAGAAGUGUCUCUCAGAAUCCAGGCUGCACAGCCACACUGUGCACACAAUGAAUAUCUUUUUCAAUUUGAGGGGGACAAUUGUGAGGCAAAUAGCAGAGGACAGAGCUAUGCCAGAGGCAGCCAUGAGCCCUCCGCGUCGAUCAUCGAGUUCCCAUAGUGACAGACUCUCCACUGAGACCUUGCAGAAGAACAACAGCAGUAACUCCGGUGUUAUUCUGGACAUCUCUGCUCUAAAGAUGGCAGAUGUGGAUUCAGAGGUGCCUCCUCUUCCACCUCGCUAUCGCUUCAGGGACCUAUUGCUUGGAGACCAGACGUUUCAGAAUGAUGACAGGUAUCAGGAGGAAUACAGUAUGGACUCAACUAAUGCUCAGGUGCAGGUGGAGUUCUAUGUGAAUGAGAAUACCUUCAAGGAGAGGCUGAAGCUUUUCUUCAUCAAAAACCAAAGGUCAAGCCUGAGAAUCCGCCUGUUUAACUUCUCUUUGAAGAUUCUCACCUGUGCUCUUUACAUACUGAGAGUCAGCCUGGACGACCCCAAAGAGGUCAACAACAACCCAUGUAUGAAGUGUUGGAACAGUUGGAACAAUAGUUCCACAAAUACCACAGAGCAGCAAGAAAUCAACUGGAAGUUGAUUUUGUGUGUUAACAGACGUGAACCUGUAUGGGCUAUACAGGUGACAGUGGCCUUAAUCAGUUUCUUGGAGACCAUGCUUAUCACAUAUCUGAGCUACAAGGGGAACAUUUGGGAGCAGAUCUUCCAGAUAUCCUUCAUAUUGGAGAUGAUCAAUUCAGUGCCAUUUAUAAUCACAAUUUUCUGGUCUCCUUUACGAAACAUAUUCGUCCCUGUAUUUCUUAACUGCUGGUUAGCCAAAGGCGCCCUGGAGAACAUGAUUAAUGACUUCCAUCGGGCCAUUCAGAGGACGCACUCUGCCAUGUUCAACCAGGUGGUCAUCCUCAUCUGCACCUUAUUUUGUCUGGUUUUCACCGGAGCUUGUGGGAUCCAGCAUUUAGAGAGAGCCGGGAAGAACCUCAACCUGUUUGACGCAUUAUAUUUCUGCAUCGUCACCUUCUCCACCGUGGGCUAUGGGGACGUCACACCGCAGAUCUGGCCUUCCCAGCUGCUGGUGGUCAUCCUCAUCUGUGUUGCACUGGUGGUGCUCCCAUUGCAGUUUGAAGAACUAGCUUACCUGUGGAUGGAGAGCCAGAAGCUUGGAGGGAACUACAGCCGCCACCGGGCACAGACGGAGAAGCAUGUGGUGUUGUGUGUCAGCUCGCUGAAGAUAGACCUGCUGAUGGAUUUCCUCAACGAGUUCUAUGCUCAUCCCAGACUACAGGACUACUAUGUGGUGAUCCUGUGUCCAACGGAGAUAGAUAUACAAGUACGUCGUAUACUGCAGAUCCCUCUGUGGUCCCAGAGGGUCAUCUACCUUCAAGGAUCUGCACUCAAAGACCAGGACCUGAUGAGAGCCAAGAUGGAUGAUGCAGAGGCCUGCUUCAUCCUCAGCAGCAGGAACGAAGUCGACAGAACUGCUGCCGAUCAUCAGACGAUUUUGAGAGCUUGGGCCGCUAAAGACUUUGCACCAAACUGCCCGCUCUAUGUCCAGAUUCUCAAACCGGAAAAUAAAUUCCAUGUCAAGUUUGCCGAUCAUGUUGUGUGUGAAGAGGAGUUCAAAUAUGCCAUGUUGGCCCUGAACUGUGUGUGUCCGGCCACGUCCACCUUAGUGACACUCCUGGUUCACACCUCCAGAGGACAAGAGGGACAACUGUCCCCAGAGCAGUGGCAGAGGACAUACGGACGCUGCUCUGGAAACGAGGUCUACCACAUCCGCUUGUGUGACAGCAAGUUUUUCGGGGAGUAUGAUGGGAAAAGCUUCACCUACGCAUCGUUCCACGCCCAUAAGAAGUAUGGUGUGUGCCUAAUCGGCGUCAAGAGGGAGGACAACAAAAGCAUCCUCCUGAAUCCCGGCCCCCGCCACAUCAUGGCCGCCACCGACACCUGCUACUACAUCAACAUCACCAAGGAGGAGAACUCAGCUUUUAUUUUCAAGCAGGAGGAGAAACAUAACAAGGGUCUGCCUGUCACCGGUCUGUACGAUGCCCCCUCCAGGCUGCCUGUGCACAGCAUCAUCGCAAGCAUGGUUGAUCAGGCCACAUCAUAUGGCACGGUAGCCAUAGAUCUGCAAAACCCAGAUCCUCCUGAGGAAAGCGGCAAGCUGACCUUGCCGACAGAGAACGGUGCCGGGAGCCGCCGACCGAGCAUCGCACCUGUGUUAGAAAUCGCUGACUCUUCUGCAAUUCUGCCCUGUGACCUCCUCAGCGACCAAUCAGAGGAUGAAACCAACCAGUCAGACGAAGAAGGUUCUGUAGGAUCAGAUUUUGUAAAGGGCUACCCUCCUAACUCGCCGUACAUCGGCAGUUCUCCAACUCUGUGCCACCUCCUGCCUCAGAAGGCUCCAUUCUGCUGCCUCCGUCUCGACAAGGGCUGUACGCAUAACAGCUUCGAGGACGCCAAAGCGUACGGCUUCAAGAAUAAGCUGAUUAUAGUUUCUGCGGAGACGGCAGGGAACGGACUCUACAACUUCAUUGUUCCUCUGAGAGCUUAUUAUCGACCCAGGAAGGAGCUCAACCCCAUAGUGCUGCUGCUGGACUAUCCGCCAGACAACCACUUCUUAGAGGCCAUUUGCUGCUUUCCAAUGGUUUACUUCAUGGCUGGCACAAUCGACAAUUUGGACAAUCUGCUCCAGUGUGGAAUAAUCUACGCUGACAACUUAGUGGUUGUGGAUAAGGAGAGCACCAUGAGCGCUGAAGAGGACUACAUGGCAGACGCUAAAACCAUCGUCAAUGUCCAGACUAUGUUCAGAUUGUUCCCCAGUCUCAGCAUCAUCACUGAGCUCACACAUCCAUCCAACAUGAGGUUCAUGCAGUUCAGAGCAAAGGACUGCUACUCACUCGCUCUGUCCAAACUGGAGAAGAUUGAGCGCGAUAAGGGCUCCAACCUGGCCUUCAUGUUUCGGCUGCCAUUUGCUGCAGGCAGGGUGUUUAGUAUCAGUAUGCUGGAUACACUGCUUUACCAGUCGUUUGUUAAGGAUUAUAUGAUCGCUAUUGCAAGACUUCUUCUUGGUCUUGACACCACGCCUGGUUCUGGGUAUCUCUGUGUUAUGAAGGUCACAGAGGAGGACCUGUGGAUCAGGACUUAUGGCAGACUGUUCCAGAAGCUCUGUUCCUCCAGCGCUGAGAUCCCCAUCGGGAUCUAUCGCACAGAGUCGCACAUGUUCUCCACCUCUGAGUGCAAGGACAGUUACGCACAGUCUCAGGUGUCGAUCAAUGUGGAGCAGGGUGAGGAGCAGCACAACCGUGGAGGGUCCUGGAAGGAGAGGACCACCCACAGAUACUCCACCACAAGCGACCAGUCAGAACACCCGCUGCUGAGGAAGAAGAGCAUGCAGUGGGCGCGGCGGCUGAGCAGGAAGAACGCCAAACCGUCGAGCAGGGCUGAGCGGAUCUCUCAGCAGAGGCUCAACCUGUACCGGCGCUCUGAGCGUCAGGAGCUGUCAGAGCUGGUCAAGAACCGCAUGAAGCACCUGGGCCUGCCCACCGUGGGAUAUGAGGAUGUUUCUAAUCUCACUGCGAGCGAUGUCAUGAAUCGAGUAAAUCUAGGAUAUUUGCAAGAGUUGCAGGACAUUUCAGAGCAACCAUAUACAGAGGGGACCAGGCUGCCAGGGCCACAAGCAGACGAGAUGAACGACCACCAGAACACGCUGUCCUACGUCCUCAUCAACCCUCCUCCUGACACCAUGUUGGAGCUCAACGACAUUGUGUACAUCAUUCGGUCCGACCCGCUGGCUCACAUGCCGGAGGACUCCCAGGUGGGACAGACCCGAGGCACCAGGAACCAGCAGGACUUUGGCACAGAGUCGAGAGACGAGACUCACCUCUGAAACGCCCCUCGGUCCCGGUCACCCCGACCCUUAACCUCCGAGCCCCUCCCAGGCCGACAGGGUUUGUUUGUCUCACACAGAUGAAGGUUGGUCUCGGGCCCUGAACAACAAACUGUUCAUAGUGAAUGUGCAUUAACGUGUCUCUCAGCCCAAGACCAGAAACAAUCAACAUUUACAGAAGACGGCCCUGAGAGAGCCACUGUGUCCCACUGAGCUGCUAUAGGAGGAUGCAUGAAGAGUGCCUCGUCAUCAACCCUGACUCCUCUCACCUUCUCUACUAACACACCUCACUGUCACAAAACAAUCUGAAACUGAGAACCAAGCACUGGAAACGGCUUUUCAGAAAGACGGACAAGUCUGACUGAGGCGUGUUGGACAGUCAAAGGAAGUUUCUGGAUGUGAGGUCAUGUUUUGUUUAGGGGUGAAGUUCUUCUAGGACUCAGGCACAGCCUCCCUACGCCUGGUCCUUACCCGGAGAGUCAAUGUUGGGCAACUACACCCGUCUCCAAAUUGUAUCGUUCAUGUUUUGCGAAGACAGGGGUAAAUGCCAUGAAUGUAAAGCGAUUCAAGCAUUUACAGUGGAAAUACCGUACAUGUGCACUUUUUUCUCAACGGACCAGUUUGUAGGAUUUAGUGGCAUCUAGAGGUGGGGUUGUAGAUUGCAGCCAACUGAAUACCUUUAACUUCUAAGGAGAAGCUACAAUGACUGACACGUCAACGUAAAAACCUCAGAUAUUCUCCUGACCCAGCGUUUGGCUUGCCUGUUCAGACAACCACAACUUGAAACUGAAGCCAAUGCAGUCGUAUCUAAAAGUGUAACAUUAAUGAUCACUAGAUGCAAUGAUUAAACGAUCCAGUGUGCGAUUGACUACUAUUAAAAAAAAAAAAAAAAAAAAAGUUGGAUUUCUGAGUCAAAAUCAGCAUUAAUGAAAGUUACAGGAAUAUACUGUUAACUGUAGAACUGUAGGACUUCUGUUUAAUUAGCACCGUCUACCGUUUUAACUGUGGUCAUGGUACUACGUUUCCAAAAUACUGUAGAACAUAUGAUCAUCAGCUGGUAUUGGUAACAAUGGAAAACUGACUAAAACUGUUAUUUUUUAUUCCACUGGAACCUGAUUAGCCCAGACAGUUAGGAGUCAAUCACUUUAUUUACACCCUUUUUAUACAACUAAUUUUCUAAUGAUUGUUUUUUUUUUUUUUUGUAAAUCUAAAUUAUUUUCUAAAUUAUUGUUUAAUAAGAUUUUAGGGCUCACUGACUAUGAAGUCUUACUUAUCAAAGCAAAAAGAUAAAAAACACAUUUUGUCAUGUGGUGAAGAAGUUGCAU